CUAGGGCUCCUUUGCCCCGCCCCGCUGCCCGCGCCGUUUUGGCGUCUACUUCCGGGUCCUCACCACCUUUAGCGAAACCAACGAGAAGAAACCGCCUGCAUGUAGAGCAGCCCGACCAGGAACGUAUCCGAGUGGCGCGCGAACGUGAGAGGAAAGCCGUGCGCGGCUGCGCUUUACCGCCCCUGAGCCGCUCUAGACGCGGGAAAAAUGCUUUCUGAAAGCAGUUCAUUUUUGAAGGGUGUAAUGCUUGGAAGCAUUUUCUGUGCCUUGAUCACUAUGCUAGGACACAUUAGGAUUGGUCAUGGAAAUAGAAUGCACCACCAUGAGCAUCAUCACCUACAAGCUCCUAAUAAAGAAGAUAUCUUGAAAAUUUCAGAGGAUGAACGCAUGGAGCUCAGUAAGAGCUUUCGAGUAUACUGUAUCAUCCUUGUCAAACCCAAAGAUGUGAGUCUCUGGGCUGCAGUGAAGGAGACUUGGACCAAACACUGUGACAAAGCAGAGUUCUUCAGUUCUGAAAAUGUUAAAGUGUUUGAGUCAAUUAACAUGGAAACAAAUGACAUGUGGUUAAUGAUGAGAAAAGCUUACAAAUACGCCUUUGAUAAAUAUAGAGACCAAUACAACUGGUUCUUCCUUGCACGCCCCACUACGUUUGCUAUUAUUGAAAACUUAAAGUACUUUUUGUUAAAAAAGGAUCCAUCACAACCUUUCUAUCUAGGCCACACUAUAAAAUCUGGAGACCUCGAGUAUGUGAGUAUGGAAGGAGGAAUUGUCUUAAGUGUAGAAUCAAUGAAAAGACUUAACAGCCUUCUCAGUAUUCCUGAAAAGUGUCCUGAACAGGGAGGGAUGAUUUGGAAGAUAUCUGAAGAUAAGCAGCUAGCAGUCUGCCUGAAAUACGCUGGAGUAUUUGCAGAAAAUGCAGAAGAUGCUGAAGGAAAAGAUGUAUUUAACACCAAGUCUGUUGGGCUUUUUAUUAAAGAGGCAAUGACUAAUCACCCCAACCAGGUAGUAGAAGGAUGUUGUUCAGAUAUGGCUGUUACUUUUAAUGGACUGACGCCUAAUCAGAUGCAUGUAAUGAUGUACGGGGUAUACCGUCUUAGGGCAUUUGGGCAUAUUUUCAAUGAUGCAUUGGUUUUCCUACCUCCAAAUGGUUCUGAUAAUGACUGAGAAGAAAUAAGAGCAUGUAUAUGAUCACCGUGUAGGACAUGUGGUGUUAUUUGUAGUAACAACUGCAUAUCCAACACAGCAGUAUGUUUCUUUUCUUUUUUUUUUCGUUUUCAGUUUGGUGGCACUGGUUUAUUCACACAUUGAAGUUUAGUAAUACAUUUUAAAAUAGGGUAGGGUUUUUUCCCUUAAAACACACAUGAGAAUUUCAACUGUGUUGGAAAGAAAUGUUUUAAUAAUAAUAAUUUUACAAAUAAAGAAUAUAUUUAUAAAUAAUAUAUUUAUGUGAUAAAUUCUAAAUUAUGAACAUUAAAAAUCUGUGUGGCACAUGUUUUUGCUGAUUGGUUAAAAAAUUUAACAUGUCUUUUUAGCUUUCUAAGAUACGCAAAUGAAAUCUCUAGUUGUGAAUUUGUGAUUAAAGUAAAACUUUUAGCUGUGUGUUUCUGUUACUUCUAACGUUGGUUUAUGUUCUAAGCCUUCGCAAGUGCCAUGGAUUUGCUUUCUCAAAAUGCACAACCAAGCAAUAAAGGGAAUGUUCCCAACCACUGUUAAAGUGAAAGUUGAAAUCUAUCCCUGAGAGAAAAAGUGAAAAUUAAUUAUAAAGGUUAAUAAUUUUCCUGGGAGCUAAUUUAGUGGCCUCUCUCAGCAUACACAAUUUCAGUGUAACCCUCUGUACUUCUCUAUGCAGAUAUUGAAGUUGGAGUGGUGACUGUAAAGAAUGUAAUGUCAUUUAACUGUAUUGUUUCCCAGUUAAUCAAGCUCUCAGCUGUGGCUUGGAUAAAAAUAUAUCAGUUGAGAUUUAUUUACUCCUGCAGAGCAAACGAGUUCUGUGGAAGUCUUCUUUGAAGAACUCCUUUCGGAAGUCUGGCAGUUUCACUUACUUGAAUUGAGUCUGUCCUGGCUUUUGUUUACCUGUUCAAAUUUUUAGAUUUUUCCCAUGUUCAUGAUUGCACCAUAUCCAACAGUUUUUGGUGUGGAGGUCUUAACCUCACCAUUCACCUUGGAUUACUCUGCCAUUUGCCUGAUUUCGGUGGCUACCCAAAAGCUUUAUGGAUGGUGGAUACAACAGCUUCUGUGUUUAUAAAUGUGUGAAACACUUGGAGCUGACUUGUCCUAAAAUCAGGCCUGCACAUGCCAUAUUAAGUCAGAUCCAUAAGCCCCCAUAGGGUGUGAAACCAUGACAUUUUAGAGGUUAAUUUUUCUUAUAACUGGCUUCAUGAUGUUAAUGGUCUCCUACAGCUUUUGCAAGCCAGAAAGAAUUUCCUCAAGAGGGCCUCGGGCUUCAAAUUAUUGAUCAUCAGAGUAGUGUGUAAAACCCUUUGUUUUAAUUUAUAGAUUUUCCUCACUGGGGCUCUUGAUUAAAAUGAAAGGUUAUUAAUUUUGAAAAAUAAUAAAACCCUUUUAUCAAGCACCAAAAUAUGUGGUCUCAGAUGUAAUUACUACAAACCAAAUCAUAUUCAGUGUGAGUGCAAUGAUAAACAGUAUCUCACUGAGUGUGACACCCAGUUUACAAGUGUCACAUUGCCCCCAACACCAGUAUCUUAAAACUUUUUCUACUAUAUUUAUCGCCUUCAAUUACAUUAGUGUAUCAAGGUAUAGUUGUAAUAAAUAUAUCAGAAAAUGCAUUCCAUUGUUUGAUUUCCUAGUGGGUACUAAAGUAACAAUUG
This is a messenger RNA of Globicephala melas (long-finned pilot whale), 2828 nucleotides long. RefSeq names its product C1GALT1 specific chaperone 1 (gene C1GALT1C1). The record is from RefSeq and is a predicted model, not a curated record. NCBI's taxonomy places the organism in Eukaryota, Metazoa, Chordata, Mammalia, Artiodactyla, Delphinidae. Gene Ontology annotation, molecular function: N-acetylgalactosaminide beta-1,3-galactosyltransferase activity.